Messenger RNA from Gossypium raimondii (Peruvian cotton), 1788 nucleotides. Its product is annotated as protein IQ-DOMAIN 2. The transcript is spliced from 6 exons. Gene Ontology annotation, molecular function: protein binding. Lineage: Eukaryota; Viridiplantae; Streptophyta; Magnoliopsida; Malvales; Malvaceae. The coding region runs from base 191 to 1606 and encodes 471 amino acids. The record is from RefSeq and is a predicted model, not a curated record.
GAAGUAAAAAAUAAAAAUAAAAAGUUAACAGCUGUUUCUUCUUCAUAAUCUCUAAAAUUUUUUUCUCAAGAUAGGCGUUAGGCCGGCAGCUAACAGAGCUGCGAACCCUUUCAAUCUUUUUUAUUGUUUUCUGAAAAGAAGGGAAAGAGACCUCUUCAAGUUCUUUGAGAUCCGGGCAUUGCAUUCUCAGAUGGGAAAGAAAGGGAAAUGGUUGUCCUCUCUAAAGAAAGCCUUCUUCUCAGAGUCCAAGCGAAAGAAAAACCAGAAAUCAAAAGAACAAUUUUUGGAGAAGAAGGUGCAUUUCGAUCCCACUGGUUCUGAUGCAGCCAAGUUAUCCCCACUUCCUCAGCCUGAAGAGGUGAAAUUAAUUGAACCUGAAGUUGAGCAAAGCAAGCAGACUUACCCUGUGGCAGUUGCCAAUUCUCCUGCCGUUCCAGCUCAGGUUGCUCUACAGGCCAUUCGACAUCAACUUAAUACAGAUGCUAGGUUUGCCGGAAAAACUAAGGAGGAAGUGGCGGCAAUCAAAAUUCAAGCAGCUUUCCGAGCUUACCUUGCAAAAAGGGCAUUGCGUGCUUUAAGAGGACUGGCUAGGUUGAAAUCACUGAUGGAAGGGCCUGCCGCCAGACGGCAAGCAGCCGGUUCCCUUCGGUGCAUGCAAACUCUUUCUCGUAUGCAGUGUCAGAUUCAUGCUCGGAGAACCAGGAUGAUGGAAGAAAACCAGGCUCUUCAGAGGCAACUCUUGCAGAAACAUGCGAAAGAGAUUGUGAACUUGCAAAUGGGUGAAGAUUGGGAUGACACUGUGCGGUCAAAGGAACAAAUUGAGGCAAGCUUGUUGAGCAAACAUGAGGCUGCCAUGAGAAGAGAAAGGGCCAUGGCGUACUCAUUUACUCAUCAGCAAACCUGGAAGAAUGCUUCGAGAUCUAUGAAUCCAUUGUUCAUGGAUCCAAGCAAUCCCUCAUGGGGAUGGAGCUGGAUGGAACGGUGGAUGACAGCCCGGCCAUGGGAGGUUCGUGGUGGCAUGAGAGAUAAAGAACAUCUCGAUGACCAGUCAUCCCUAAAGAGUGCACGAAGCAACUUCGGUGGAGAAAUCAGCAAAGCUUAUGCUCGUUAUCAACUCAAUUUGGAUAAGCAAUCCACGAAGGCCAACCAAAAGCCAAGCCGAACUUCGAGCCUCCUAUCCCCUUCUACUCCUAAGUCAGCAUCCAUACCAGCCCGAAAGCUGAAGUCAGCAAGCCCGAGGAGUGGUGUGGCUGGUUUAGAUGAUGAAACAAGAAGCAUAGUCAGUAUGAAGUCUGACAGAAACCGGAGACACAGCAUCGCAGGCUCCUCAGUGCUUGAUAAUGAGAGCCUUGCCAACUCUCCAUCACUUCCAAGUUACAUGGUACCAACUAAGUCUGCAAGAGUUAAGACCAGUUUGCAGAGCCCCUUGGGACCAGAAGCAAAUGGAACACCUGAGAAGGAUCCAAUUGGAUCUGCUAAGAAACGGCUUUCUUAUCCGCCUUCACCGGCCAGGCUAAGGCGCCACUACUGUCUGCCAAAAGUGGACGGUAGCAUUAGCAAUACAAAAGUUGCAGUGGUGAAUGGAGGGGACGGUUUUUUCAAAUAAAAAAGAGAUGAAGUCCUGAUGCACGCUAAUCCAGAAGAAUCGGAAAAGAAGAGAGAAACUUUGUAUGUUUCAAAAGUUAGUUAACUAACGGGAUUGUCGUUGCACCCAAAACACCCCGUUUUCAUUAAAGUGUUGCACCGUUUUAUUAACUUUGCUAAAACUAAAACGCACCGUUCCAUCCA